UUCAUGAAAACAAGUACAAAAGGCAAUCUCGUAUUCAAAAUAAGCGUUUAUAAAUUGUAACAAAUAUUUCUGUUAACAACAAAGAAAAUGACUGAUCAGUCGAUCCAUGAAAUGGCCUAUCGUGGCAGAACAUCAGAUAUCAAACGACUCUUGAACGAAAAUGGGAAACUAAAAACUGAGAAGGACAAUAUAGGGCGAAUGUUAAUUCAUUGGGCAGCUCUUGGCGGUCACGAUGAUUUAGUUACAUAUUUAUUGUCACUUGACGUGCCAGUUGAUCCCACUGACGAUACAGACAUGACGCCAUUAAUUUUGGCGGCAUCGGCAGGUCGCGAAAAGGUAGUGAAAAUCUUAUUAAAAGAGGGUGCAAACAUUAAUGCAAGAACACAAACAGGCCAUUCAGCAUUGCAAUAUGCUGCAUCGAAGAAUUGGAAGUCGAUUUGUGUAGCAUUACUAGAAAAAGACGCUGACGUAAAUAUCGUUGAUGAUCGUGGUGCAACACCGCUGCAUAGGGCUGCCUCAAAAGGCAACAUUGCCAUUGUGAAGCUUCUUUUAGAGUAUGAUUUAAAAAUAGACAGCAAAGACGCUGACGGCAAUACUGCAUUGCAUUUAGCAUGUGAGGAGGAUCGAGUUGAGGAGGCGAAAAUGUUAGUUUAUAAUGGCGCCAAUUUGAAUAUACAGAAUAAAGAGAAAAAGACGCCACUGGAUCUCGCUAGGCUGGGAUUGCAGCGAGUAUUGAAAGAGAUCGAACAAAAUGACCCUUGAGUUAAUUUCACGUCUAGUAUAAUUUUUUACAUUGUUAUGCAACAAAUGAUGCAAUCGAUUUUUAUUUGAUCAAUGUAUUUAUUAAAUAAAAUUCAAAGUAAAUAUUUUCAGCGCAUGUAGCUUGUUUGGUAACAUGACCGGCAGCGUUACAAAUUAUGUACAACCAUUAAAAAAUUCCUUCGAACAAUUAUUGCAACGAAUCGUAUUGUUAUGGCAAUUUAUUCAAUUAUUGAAAAUCACUGACCUGAGUAACAAUACCUCUACCAUUCAGUUCCCAGCAUAUAUUAUAGUGUUUGAUUACACCUAUGUAUAAAAAAGUUUCAUUGGUCAGAUCAUGGUAAACGUUUUCUCAACCCCCUUUUGCAUAAAAAAAUAAAUAAAAAAGAUGCAAGGUGGCAGGGAUUUGUUUACAGAAAUUUUGGAUGGUUUAUAAAAAAUACGUUCACAGAUACUACAACUUUUAUCCCACAUCCAAUGAUUAUUCUUAAGAGUAAGGAACUCCGAAAAAUGUUCGAUCCGAUGUUUCCAUUUCUUUUUUUGUGUUUCUGCAUCAUAUUGGUGUUAGUAAAUAUAGAAACAUGAGAGUACAAUAGCAUCGUCUUAUCAGUUAAAUAAAAAAAUAAGUAUA
This is a messenger RNA of Megalopta genalis, 1390 nucleotides long. RefSeq lists its product as uncharacterized. The record is from RefSeq and is a predicted model, not a curated record. Gene Ontology annotation, molecular function: protein binding; transcription cis-regulatory region binding. Gene Ontology annotation, cellular component: nucleus. Gene Ontology annotation, biological process: positive regulation of transcription by RNA polymerase II. NCBI's taxonomy places the organism in Eukaryota, Metazoa, Arthropoda, Insecta, Hymenoptera, Halictidae.